Caenorhabditis auriculariae is the source of this 1561-nucleotide messenger RNA. The record is from the annotation of a GenBank genome assembly. NCBI's taxonomy places the organism in Eukaryota, Metazoa, Nematoda, Chromadorea, Rhabditida, Rhabditidae.
AUGACGGAUGGAUGGACAAAAAGCAGUCUGAAGCGAAACGAACAACAGGGCGAGGCAGUUGAGAAGGCACGUUGCGACCUCAUCGAUUUCUUCGAUGGUUUCACUUCGAUCGCCUCCUGCCACCGUCUGCGAUCAGUGAACGACCGAGCAAACAAUCUCUCUCAAAUGAGCUGCCGGGAACCUCGCGGAGCUGUGGCGCUGAUGGCGACUCUGUUCGUCCUGGCCGAAGCCGUCAACAUUCCGGAUUGUUCUGCACCCAGAGAUCUAGGCGACUCUUGCGACACACAUGCGUCGACUAGCUUUUAUUUCGACGCCAGAACGAGUUGGUUUACCUUCAUGGUCACAUUAACACAAUUAUCAGAGGAUUCUCUGCUGAAUCAUGAAUUAAUUGAGAUACUGUUUGAGAGUUAGCGAAAUUGUCGUUGAUCAAGAGAGCUCAUCUUGCCCUUUUUAGUAAUAGUAGUCGAGUUUUAGCGUCCCGACGAUCACUGCUUUAUUUCUUGGUAAAAAUUCCAAUAAAAGUUGAACUUGAGUAGUUUCGUUCCAGUGUUUCCCAGUUGAAAAAUUAAGUUGUUAAAACAAUAUCUGUUAAUAGAAGUUUGCCAACCUUUCGCCUACCGCGGCUGCGGAGGAAACGCCAACCGAUUCUCGACGGCGCAAGAAUGCCGCGCAGCAUGCGUCAAUCGGGCCAAAACAGUGACGUCAUCGGCCAUUUCUGCCAAUGCCAAUGUUCCUGCGUUCGUUCCGGUCGGGAAAAGCCACGACCAAUGGCGCAAAGGUGCUCCGUCGUUAGAACCCUCCUCUGGAAGACAGAUUUGCAGCGGACUUGUGUGGUGGGAACUACUUGGUUCCCAAUGGAAAGUACAUCCUUUGCUCGGACGGUUGCCCGAAGAACCAUAACUGCGUGAGCGACGUCUGUUGUCCGACCAAAGGUUCAUUCUUUUUCAAGUGAAAAAACGCCCACUCGCAACCGAAAAGAAGAGAAAAAGAACACUAACUGGAAAGGGAGAGGCGUUUCUUUGGGUUUGUUUUUGGGCUGAGCACGUCACUAGACAAAGUAAAUUGCAAAUUUUCUGAGGAAUUUUGAGCUAAGAUAAGCUUUUGAAAUAAGGAAACAGAAUUUUUGGUUGGUCUUGGUCUACGGGUGGUUUAUUUUCGAUUUUCUCAACAAAACUCAUGAAAAACGGAAUUUUUUCACGAGGAAGUGUAUGAACAUCACCAAGAUAAAAAAAAUCCACAAGAUUGAUUGAGAAAAGGUAUUUGAAAUGAAUCUUUUGAACUUCACCACUUUCGAAUUUAGCCGCAAAAGAUCAGAACCUUCAGACUACGUUUGUUCUCUGCGCGACGACAACGGCACCUUCGAAGACGGAAUAGAAGACCGGCCACGGUGAGAUUCCCCUUUUCCAGCUGCAAACCUUCAGAAUCCAGAUUCGCAUGGAACCACGACGUCAAGAGCUGCGUCCGCUACAGUUACUACGGCGCCAAUGGCAAUUAUAACAAUUUCCCCAACUUUCAGUCGUGCAUCAAGUUCUGCUCAAGCGCCCAGAAACUUGUCUCCUGA